GAGCACACAAAAAAAUUGCCAUUUGAAAAAGCUUAUAAUUACACACAAACUACAGUUUGUGAUCAUUCAGUGCGAUAUAAAACCAUUGAAACAAACUUUGUAAAUAAUAUGCAAAUUGGUUUCCAAAACAAAAAGCCAAUCAGAAACCUGCCUGUUAUUUUCUGGAGUCAGAAGUCUGUUGUGAGUCUCUACGUGAAAUUGAUCUUCAGCUGAGGGAAGGUAAACAAACACAGGAAAUUUUGAACAGUUGUUAUGAAUGGUUUUGUAAUGUUUUAUACUAAGAAAUGUAAAAAAAAAACUAGACCAAAACAGAACUAUAAAACCAAAAAAGGAAUAUGUAAAAGUGAAAAACCUUACUGGAGUAAGGAAUUGCAGAGUCAAUGGGAACAAUUAUUCUUAGCAGAGAAAAUCAGCUACAAUGUGCUUCUGUUACUGAUCAUAUCAUGUACAUAUAUGUGCACAAAACAGCUGUGAAGUUAAAAAAUACGGACUAUAAAAAAUUUCACAACUUUAGUUUGGCGCCCCCUUUGGCCGGCCCCCCUAUGCGACACAUAUGCUGCAUAGCUACUUUUUGCGCCCCUGCUGUCACAUCACGCAUAGUUUCUGAAUAUGUUAAUGUUGUAAUGGCCCAUUUGAUGAUUUUCUGAGUUUUUAAAUAAUUUCAGCUCCACACUUCCGUGUACACGCCUGCAGACCUGCAAACGUCCACAGGGACCACGCUCACCUGGAUGUUGACUUUCCAUCCUGACGAACUUAAACUUAUACCACUACAACAACAACAACGAAAUGCAACUGUUGAUGGAAUAAAAACAUUUUUCAAGCAAAAAUACAAAAGUGUAGUGUUGCACAGAGCAAUGAUGAACCUAAUUAUUCAAUUGAAAACAUAGAAUAAAUGUACCUAUUUGCUUACAAAUGCCCCUGACCAUUCCACUUUUUCCUAAAUGUUUUACUCACAGAGCACAUGCCUCAAAAUGAUGUUGCAUGAUGUCAUCAAAGAAAAAACGUUUGAUACCAAAUCUUUUUUUUCUGUGAUGUCAUCAAAGCUUCAUAAUGUUGUGUCAUUACGCAUCAUGUUACAUCAAAGCUUCAUAAUGUUGUGUCAUUACGCAUCAUGUUACAUCAAAGCUUUAUGAAAGUGUGAGCUGGCUUGAAUUGAUUUAUAUAGGUAGGAAACCUGAACAAUUUAAAAAAAGUGAACUCCCAAAGAAAGCCUUUUACAACACGUUUGUGUCAGUGAAUUCUACUGGAAGAUUUGUUUAAAGAUUACUUGUUUGAUUACAGCCUGAUAAAAAAACAAAAUGAGUAUUUUUUGCAAGAGAGUUUUACAGUCUUUUACCUUCACUGCAACCAAUUUCUACCGCAGCAGAACUUCACAGCCGUUUGCCAACCAGCAAGUUGGUUUUACUAAAAGAUAUUGUCAGAGUUCCUCACAAGGAAGUUCUACUUCAAGAGGUUUUAACAGCUAUUUGAGUUCCUCUCCAGCGAGUUCUGCCACAAAAGAUUUUCUGAGAAAUUUUACUCACCAAUUUUCAAAAGACUAUUCCACUUAUUAUGAAAACACUAUGAUAUUGGUGAAGAAAAAAGUGGAGAUAGAAGAAGGCACCAUCCUUCACAGUUCAAAAGCGUCGUAUCAAUUGGGAACAUUUCUGGAUGAUGGAUCUUAUGGAAAGGUGUUGAGAGGUAAAAAGCUAAGAACAAAUGAAGCUGUAGCAAUUAAAAUAAUCAAGGGUGAUUACUUAGAAGCAGGUCCAAUGGAAUUCAAAGCAUUAAAAGAAAUUAAGAGGAUCAAGGCUGACAAAAACAACUUGAUUAAGUGCAUUGAUAGAUUUAAUUAUAGAAGUCGUGCAUUCAUAGUUUUUGAAAUGCUGGAUCAAAAUCUGCAUCAUUUCUUGUCUAAAAGAAACUUCUCUCCUUUGGGUAUAUCUGAAAUCAAAGUAAUUUCUCAGCAGCUUCUUGUUGCCUUGAAAGCCCUAAAAAGCAUUGGUUUGGUCCACACUGACAUUAAGCUGGAUAAUAUCAUGUUGGUAGACCACAAGUCACAGCCAUUUAGAGUAAAAUUGAUUGACUUUGGUUUAGCAUUAAAACUGGAAGACUUAGAAACUGGAAGCAUUUUUCAGACUAUGCCUUACAGAGCUCCUGAAGUCAGGCUGGGUCUCCCAUUAAAUGAAGGGGUUGAUAUGUGGGCACUUGGACAUACUUUAGCUAUGCUGUUAAAAGGAUCACCAUUGUAUCCAUGUGACAGUGACUACAAUGUAAUCCGAGCCAUGGUGGAUAUGCAGGGCAUGCCUAAAAAUUCCCUUUUAGAUCAGGGACUCUACUCUGACAAGUUUUUUAACAUGAAUUCUGAAGGCAAAUGGAAACUUGAUUCGCCUAUAGAACAUCUGGUAAAAACUGGGAAAAAGGUCAAAUUGGACAAAAGACAUUGUUCCAGCUUUGAGGAAAUUCUUGAAGAACGUAAUUGUCAAGUGGAACUGUUUGUCAGCCUUCUUGAACAGAUGCUGCUUAUUGAUCCGUAUAGACGCAUCACCCCAGAAGAAGCUCUCCAACAUCCUUUUUUCACUGAGAACAAUUACGAUAACCAAAUCGUCAAAGCGGUCAGUGGCAUUGCAAAUAAGAGAUCUGCCAAAGCCCAAGACCCCAUCAGUCAACAAGAUAAAACAAUUGUUGGAAAGGAUUGCUCAAGGAACUAUGUAGACAGAAAUCAAGACAAAAUCUGUGUGGAAAAAUGUGUCCGGGUACCCUCUUGCUUAGAGAUUUUAAAGCCAAAGAAAACAUACUUUAGGUCAGUUAUAGAUUUCUUUUCCUCCAAGAUCUUUUAAUUUUUGAUUGGUGUCUGUGUUUAUCUCACUUACAAUGCAUGGAAG
Messenger RNA from Oryzias latipes (Japanese medaka), 2864 nucleotides. The record is from RefSeq and is a predicted model, not a curated record. NCBI's taxonomy places the organism in Eukaryota, Metazoa, Chordata, Actinopteri, Beloniformes, Adrianichthyidae.